CAUUCCCUCUAUUGUACAGGCAGACAAUAAGGGCCAAUCGGUGGAGGGCCAUAAAAAGGAUAGACGCACACAGACAGCCAACAACCCUGGACACAGACAGCCAACAACCCUGGACACAGAUAGCCAACAACCCUGGACACAGACAGCAACCAACAGUUGUGGUGCAUUUAGGAGGACUGUGCUAUCCCAGACUUCUCCUUGAUGCUGUACACUUUAGCAGGAGGGGGUACACUCUGUGGGGUGGCCGCCCUCGUGCUCCUCAUCGUGUCCACGGCAACCGACUUCUGGAUGCAGUACCGCUACUCGGGAGCGUCGGCCAAUCAGGGCCUCUGGAGGUUUUGCAUCAAUCACAAGUGCCACGCCCACACCAUCACUGUGGCCUUCUGGGAUGCGACAAGGGCCUUCAUGCUGCUGUCUGUGCUGAGCUGCUUUGCUGGCGUAUUGCUGGGCCUGAGUGCCUUCGGCAACGGCACCAAGAGCAGGAGGGUUCGGACUGGGGGCUUCGCUCUGCUCCUGUCAGGUUUCCUGGCUCUGUUAGCUCUGGCCAUCUACACUGGCGUGACGGUCAACUUCUUUGGCAAGCGCUUCCUUGAUUGGCGCUUCUCCUGGUCCUACAUCGUAGCUUGGGUGGCCAUCAUCUUAUCUUUCGCUGCUGGUGGGUUUCACCUCUGUGCCUAUCAGAAGAACAUUGCCGAACCGCCUCCUACCAAUGUUCAAGAAAGCUAAAUGGGAAGUAAUCGUUUACCUGCACACUAAAGAAACGGCUACCAACCGCUCGUCUUUACUAUUGUCACUGAUGGCGAUGUGACAGCAGCUGUGGAAACAACAUGUCUGGCAAAAUCUGCUGAACAGAAUAAAUAGGACUGUUUGACUCCA
This is a messenger RNA of Oncorhynchus gorbuscha (pink salmon), 876 nucleotides long. RefSeq names its product lens intrinsic membrane protein 2.2 (gene lim2.2). The record is from RefSeq and is a predicted model, not a curated record. Gene Ontology annotation, molecular function: structural constituent of eye lens. Lineage: Eukaryota; Metazoa; Chordata; Actinopteri; Salmoniformes; Salmonidae. The coding region runs from base 202 to 726 and encodes 174 amino acids. The transcript has 5 exons. Gene Ontology annotation, cellular component: plasma membrane.